Molecule: messenger RNA, 551 nt
Organism: Thamnophis elegans (Western terrestrial garter snake)
Lineage: Eukaryota; Metazoa; Chordata; Lepidosauria; Squamata; Natricidae
Gene: DPM3
Product: dolichyl-phosphate mannosyltransferase subunit 3, regulatory
Exons: 2
Coding region: 105-386 (93 amino acids)
Biological process (GO): GPI anchor biosynthetic process
Cellular component (GO): dolichol-phosphate-mannose synthase complex; endoplasmic reticulum membrane
Source: RefSeq, a predicted model, not a curated record
GUGUGAAUGCGGGCACGGGGCGACAUUUGCGGGUUUACCCUCGGGGAGGCUUAUUUAUUUUAUGCAUUGUUGUGCAAUUGUUGCAAAAAAUUGGAAAAGGGAUCAUGACGAAACUAUUUCAGUGGCUCGGCUCUCUGGUCCUCCUGGGUGGCAUCUGGGCUGCGUUGAUGCUGGACCUCGUGGGGUCCCACCCCUUAUCCCCAAGCUGGCACCAAGUGCUGUGGGCCCUACCAACCUAUCUAUUGGUGACCUUCGGCUGCUACUCGCUGGGAGUCGUGGGCUACCGUCUGGCUACCUUCAACGACUGCCAGGAGGCCUCUUUCGAGCUGCAGGCCCAAAUCCGGGAGGCCCGAGCCGACCUCACCCGACAUGGCAUGAAGUUUUGACCCGGGGGGGCCUUUACGGGAACAGAAAUGGACAGUAAAUGAUUGUUCAGCGUAUGACUGAAUUUUUUGCGGGGGGGGAGUGCAGCUUGGCUGUGGAAUCUGUGUCAAGAAAGAGAGCAUCUUCUUUUUUUAAAAAUAAAAAAUUUAUUAAACGUUUGAACAGCA